UGUCAACGUCACACACAAACGGGAGAGCGCAAUGUUGUAUCUAAUAUGCGGGUAUUUAUAGAGAAGGGCGGACUAUGUGCAUGCUUACCCACAUGGGCGCGCCAGCUGUCCUUAUCUCUUCUGUUAACACAAGCCGCACACCGUCGCGUUGAUUGCUCUCCGAGUCUUGGAUGUGACCUCCUCGAAAUACUACGUCUUAGCCUUACACGCUAUUGCUACUCGUAUUAAUCCGUGCUUACUCCCAACUCCGAUUCGAGUGUCAGUCUUGCAGUCCUAUCCGUCCAGACCCACUUCCACCAUGGAAGACUAUGCUGCUUGUCCACCACGCGAGCGCGAUCGAGAUUUAGACAACAGCGGAGAACACAUAUCUAUCUCGGGUGAUGGAGAGAGACUGCACGGUACAGAAUACAGCUAUAACGAUGUCUCCGUCCGGUCGAGUUUGGAUCUCAGCCUGAGAUAUCCAGAAGAUCCUCAUGUCUCGACGCCUCCAUCAACGCACGACCAGUCUACUCAAAUAGCAGCAUUACCUCAAACCAACGCAGCACCUAGUCCGAGGAAAGGAAAAAUGGUGCAGCAUCUAAAGAGCGGCUAUGCGACAUGGAAGACUACCUGGAGACUCCAAACAGUCAUCGUAGGUUUCUAUGUCCUAGCUUUGCUUUGCGCUGCAGCCCACUGCUGGUUCUUCGUCUACCUCAACGGUCGGAUCCUAUCCCCAGACAUCGAGCUUGCCGCAAAGACCACUACAAUCCCGCAAGGCUAUGUGACAACUAUAUCUUUCCUGCUUGUUACCGCUUUCCGCGCAUCUUUAGUAGCAAGCGUGGGAGUCUGUUAUACCCAACAUCUAUGGGCGACGUUGAGAGAAAAAGUACUAAAGGUCGGACUUAUUGAGGACCUUUUCCAAGUGCAAACAAAUGCAAUGCACUUUGCAAGCCUUGGGUUAUACAUCAAAACGCCAGUACUCGCAGCUGUAGCUUUGUUUUGCUGGCUUGUACCCAUUGCGACAGUGUAUCCUCCUGGGGCUCUGAUUGGGGCUCUGAUUGUUACACUGCAAAUCUCCACCAUUGCGGCCAAAUUCAACGUAUCCGUACUGCAUACAAAUGAUAUUAUGCAUUCCAAUUGGAGCUCGCUAUCUACGAUCCGAUGCGGGGACCACAGAGAGGUGCCUCGAUUCCCAGAGCAAGCGCAGAACGCGUCCUAUCUCAGCACAUGCUGGUCUUGUUGGCCCGGCUCGCGAUCAAUUGGAUGCUUCGACAUCAGGGGUCUCUCGUUCGGUAUCCCAUAUCUGGCAGCUUCGAGUCUGAUAUCUGGGGAGCUGGCACCCUUGCCCCAGUCGGGUGGAGAUAAUGCUUCCUACACUAUAGAGUUUUGGGGCCCUGAUCUGAGCUGCGAAACCCACAACAGGACCGUAGUCAGGACGAUACAGACCAACGAUACCGGAAUAAAACCCGACAGUGAUGGAAUUCGCGCCCAUGACUCAUUCAAUGUAUAUGGCUAUACCGAGGGAUGCAUACUGCGAAGCAGCCCAGAUGACACAGAGAUACUGGGAGAUCCUAAGAUCAUUGAUCUGAAGAUUACCGACUUUUCGAUGCCUACAUAUCGUUAUCACCCUUGCGUGGGUAAUGUAACGUCAUCAAUGCCCCAGCCCAUGUCCGGAAUUAGUAAUCUACCUGCAGGUGGGAUUAACUCCUACGUGCCAUUUUCGGAGACAGUCUGUCGCCCUCAGAUACGCAGAUUUUCGGUCUCGAUAUCUUACAGUGGUGGAAUUCAGACAGUGAACUAUGAUAUACGGGACGAAGGACCAGUGCCAGCUUAUUCAAGAUCUUUCAGACACUUUUCUGGUAGCUUCGAGCAAUGGGUGCAGCUGUCUGAUGCAUGGACUAUAUAUUAUGAGUUCGCGAGAAACUUCAACAGAUCCGAGGCUGCAUCAUGGUCCACGGUCUUCCAGUACCCAAACGCAUCUGAGGCAUCCUCAAUACUUACCUUGGAAAAUGGAACUGCAAUCGAGACGUGUAAUCUGACGCCGAUAGGCUCGGCUGUAAUUCUAAGAAGUCAGGACUAUGAUUCAGCGAUCUGGAAGUUGUCGGUGUUUGCACGGCGGCUCCACACUGAUUCAAAUGAUUGUCUCAUAUUCGACCCCACUAUGGCAAGGGAUCUCCUGAUCAACACUACGAUCAACGCCCUAUCUCUCGGAGAACGAUUUGAUGUUGUGCUCGGGAACACGACGCGUGUUUUCAACGUCUAUUCGUUCCAGGACAAGCAGGCUUUCUUCCUGCCUUACGGGCUCGCUCUGGGCCUGGGCAUUCCCAUCAUCGCUCUCGGGCUUGCCGCGUUCUACACCCGCAACCAACGCGUUUCAGCCAUCACGGGCGGGUUUCUGCAGAUCCUCAUGACGACGACGGGACGCAGAUCGCUCGACGACAUCAUUGUGAAGGGCUCUGGCACAAUGGGGGGACAGGAGAAUGUCUCCGACGCGUUGAAAGAGGCGAGCAUCAGAUUCGGCGAACUCGUCGCCGACGGCGGGCGUGUGGAGGUGCGGGACUCGGUCUGUAGUACGCACGCGGGGCGCACAGAGAGCCUGGAGCCACUUUCACACGACAACAGCAGUGCAGAUGAGAGCGCAGGGUUGGCCUCGGGUGUUGAGUUCACCAAGGCAGAAGAGACUGCAGCGAUACAAGCUGGAUUUGGGACUGCAGACGAGGUAAGGCCUCUUAGGAAGAGAUGCGCUAGCAGAUAGGUCGGGGUUGGGUACAGAAUCCAGCAUCGCGCCACAAUAACAGUCUUAUUCUUGGGUUCUGAGCUUCGCGUCCGUCCAAGACGUGGUGGGCGGUGGGCCGCGAUGCAGCGUGCG
This is a messenger RNA of Boeremia exigua, 2848 nucleotides long. RefSeq lists its product as uncharacterized. The transcript is spliced from 4 exons. The coding region runs from base 299 to 2734 and encodes 811 amino acids. The record is from RefSeq and is a predicted model, not a curated record. Lineage: Eukaryota; Fungi; Ascomycota; Dothideomycetes; Pleosporales; Didymellaceae.